CGAGUGGGCGUGGCCUCACGCCAGAACGCUCUCGUCCAGACGCUCAGUGCACUGCGGAGAGGAGAACCGCACAACCGGAAAAGAUGUCUGCUCCCCCCACUCAGCUGGGGUCGCUCGCAUCCACGUCACGGCGCGGUCACGACAGUUGCCGCCGUGUCCAUUAGCGCUUCAAUGUGUUGGUGAAAUCCUUCCCCACUCCCUCCUCUUCCGUCCCGUCGCCAGCAUGGACAAGACGCCGUGUAGUCCACAUCCCGGGACCAACUCUUCCGCUUCGGACGGAGCCAACUCGUCGUCGAGGAAGCCCGGGAGGACAGGGUCGCAAAGCCCAGCCCAGUGCGGCCCCGCCGGAGGCGGACGGGGGGCUUUGCAGCAGCAGCAGCAGCAGCAGCUUCACGGUCGCCGGCGACAGCUGGAAGGAGUUCUCAGCAAAUACACCAACCUCAUCCAAGGCUGGCAGAACAGGUACUUCGUAUUAGACCCAGAUUUGGGACUGCUGCUCUAUUUUGUCAAUGAGCAAGGAAGGAGUCAGAAGCCACGAGGAUCCCUCCCCUUAAUUGGUGCCACAGUGACGGUCGGUGACGAGGCGCCGCACAUGUUCAUCGUCAGCUCAGUCAAUGGAGAGCUGUACAAACUCAGAGCCUCUGAUGCCAAAGAGCAGCGGUUUUGGAUCAAUCAACUUCAAGCGUGUGCCCGGCGACAUUCUGACUGCAGUGCUAAGGUGAGGAAGCUGAAGGGCUCAGAAGAACACCUGAGUGUAGAAGAACCAGGAGGGGGACAAGAUGUUCUGGGGUCAUCCUGUGGCCGCAACCGUAGCUUCUCCCUCCUCCCCCACCUAAAUCCGUCUUCAUCGCCGGCUUCUCAGAGGCAGCUCGGCCAUACUUCCGCGCCCGGCAACAUUGUGACGAUAACGCACCACAAGUCUCCAGCUGCAGCUCGGCGGGCCAAGAAUCAGUACCCGGGACAGCUGCAUGAGGUCAAAGAGAUGAUGUCCCAAGCUGAGGGCCAGCAAAAGAACCUCGUCCAGUCCAUUGACUUGUUACCCACCAAAGGCCCCCUCUCCUGCCUAGACCAGGACCUGCUGCUGCUCAAAGCGACCUCGGCCGCCACGCUCAGCUGCCUGGGAGAAUGUCUGAACAUUCUCCAACAAACCCAGAGCCAUAGCCAGGUGGCGUCCCAGUCUCAGGCCAGUCAGCGCAACCACACCAUCCACGGAGGCCCCACCGAGGGCGAUCCUGUGUGGACAGUACUAAAGUCCCCUUCAGGGCAGCAGCUGAAAAAUGGCGGCUUGACUCCGAUGUGCUUGAUUGAGCCCUCGCCAGGCCUCAGAGAAAGAAGCCCGUCACAUGGUGCUGAGCGAGCAGCAGGCCUGGCAGACAUCGGCCCCAGCGAGGAGGUGACGGACACGGAGGACAACGAGGAGGAGGACCUGGGGGUCCUGGACGAGCAGAGGAGCGUCAUUCUCCACCUGCUCUCCCAGCUCAAACUGGGCAUGGAUCUCACACGGGUGGUGCUGCCUACUUUUAUCCUGGAGAAGCGCUCGCUGCUGGAGAUGUACGCCAACUUCAUGGCCCACCCGGACUUGUUCCUGUCCAUCACAGCCGGCGCCACGGCCGAGGACCGCAUCAUCCGCUUUGUGGAGUACUACUUGACCUCCUUCCACGAAGGCCGCAAGGGGGCCGUGGCCAAGAAGCCCUACAACCCCGUGCUGGGGGAGACCUUCCACUGCUCCUGGGACGUCCCUCGCGACAAAGUCAAGGCCAACCAGGGGUCCGCCCGGGAGCCGGGCAGGGGCCCCAACAACGCGCAGCAGGGCGACGACCCACCGGGAGGCUGCUACAGAGUCCGCUUCGUGGGCGAGCAGGUGUCCCAUCAUCCACCCGUCUCGGCGUUUUACUGCGAGUGCUGGGAGAGGAGGGUGUGUGUCAGCGCCCACGUGUGGACCAAGAGCAAGUUCAUGGGCAUGUCUAUUGGAGUGUCCAUGGUUGGAGAAGGCGUGUUGUCUCUACUGGAGCACGAGGAGGAGUACGUCUUCUCGCUGCCGUCCGCCUACGCCCGCUCCAUCCUGACCGUGCCCUGGGUGGAGCUGGGCGGCAAAGUCUGCAUCAACUGUGCCAAGAGCGGAUACUCGGCCACGGUCACCUUCCACACGAAACCUUUCUACGGAGGCAAAGUACACAGAGUGACAGCAGAAGUGAAACACAACCUGACCAACACCACGGUGUGCAAAGCUCAGGGCGAGUGGAACGGUACGUUGGAGUUCACCUACAGCAGCGGCGAGACCAAAGUCAUCGACACCACCAAACUGUCCGUCACCAAGAAGAAGAUGCGACCGCUGGAACAACAGGGACGCACCGAGUCCAGGCGCUUGUGGAGACAUGUGACCAAGUCUCUGAAAGAUGGCAACAUGGACGAAGCCACAGAACACAAACAUGGACUAGAGGAGCAGCAGAGACAGGAAGAGAGACAGAGGGCGGCUGAAAACAAAGCUUGGACCCCCAAGUUUUUCACUAAAGAGGGAGAUGGUUGGAGCUACAACAAAGCUCUGUGGAAGCAAACCUGACACAACCACUUUUCUUCUCAUGGACACGAAAAGGACAUUUCCGAUAAACUGGAGCUGUAGACUGGUGUUGUCGCUAUGGAGACCAGCAGGAAACAAGAAAUGGUGCCAAAGGGACUGUCUACUCCUAACAAAAGGAAGACUUUGGAGCUUCUGGGACAAAAAUGUUUUCUAUAAUGUUGAUAUUAUUAGAUUGUAUUAGAGUCUUUCUAUUUUUCACUUUCUGUGCCAAGGCCUUUUUGCACACAUCAAGUCUGUCACUUUUUACAUCUUAUCAGAAAACACCAAAUGUGUAACUCUUACUUCAGUCGUUGAUAAAGCACUUUGACCACAGGAA
Molecule: messenger RNA, 2894 nt
Organism: Entelurus aequoreus (snake pipefish)
Lineage: Eukaryota; Metazoa; Chordata; Actinopteri; Syngnathiformes; Syngnathidae
Product: oxysterol-binding protein-related protein 10-like
Exons: 13
Coding region: 224-2560 (778 amino acids)
Cellular component (GO): cytosol; intracellular membrane-bounded organelle; membrane
Molecular function (GO): cholesterol binding
Source: RefSeq, a predicted model, not a curated record